UCUCCCCCUAAUAAUAGAAAAUAAAUUCAGCGCCAGACUGUCUGUACAGUAGCUCUGCUUCCCAAGCUCCCAUGCCCCUCUCGUCGUUCUCUCUCUCUCCCUCUCCCGUCUGCAAUGCUGCGUGCUGAAUCACUGCUGCAGCUUUUCUUCUGAGCAUUCAAUACUCCUGCAAGUCCAAGAGGGAUCAACCACAUUCAAUACGAGUCCUCGGCAGUAACGCAGAAAGGAGACAAGACUACAAGAGAAGGGGCCGAAGAAGCCAUGGCACCCUCUUGAUUCAUUCGCAUUCGUGCUUCUCGGCGCCUCCGACGAGCGCCGCCAUUUCCUCGCCUCCUUGGAGCUGAUUUCUGAAGAUUGGUUCAGGUUUCGUCCUCGGCGAUGAGGAGGCAUGGAUGGCAGCUGCCUUACCACCCUCUCCAGGUGGUGGCGAUAGCCGUCUUCCUGGCUCUGGGCUUCGCUUUCUACGUCUUCUUCGUGCCGUUCGUGGGGGGAGAUGAGCUGCAGUAUGUUGUCGUGGGCCUCUACACCCCGCUGAUCACCUGUGUUGUGGUGUUAUAUGCAUGGUGUGCUGCAACAGAUCCUGGUGAUCCAGGCAUUUUUAAAUUGAAAAGGCACCCAAAAAUUCAAGAAAAUUCAGAUUAUGAAUGCCCAGAAGGAAAGUCAUUGAGUGAUGGUUGCAGUGCUGUUAAUAACAGUGAGAACUUAAGCAAUAUUUUUGAAGGAAAAGAUGCACCUUCUCACCCUGGAUUUUCUGGAGUUCUUUGCUUGAUAUGUGCCCCGUUUUCUUUCUUAUGCAAAAGAUUCUUCCACUCACAUGAUCAAUCUUCGGAACAGCAACCAAGUGAAGAAGGCAUGUUUUUCUGCAGCUUAUGUGAAGUAGAGGUUUUGCAGCACAGUAAGCAUUGUAGAGUUUGUGACAAGUGUGUUGAUGGUUUUGAUCACCACUGUAGGUGGCUCAACAAUUGCAUAGGGAAAAGAAACUACAAAAGAUUCUUCAUUCUGAUGGCUUCAGCAGUUCUCUUGCUUAUAAUGCAGUGGUUGGUCGGCGCGCUUGUGUUGAUUCUUUGCUUUAUGAAACGAGGGGAGCUCUCUGGUCAGAUUGUCUCAAAGCUUGGAAGCAGCUUCUCAACUGCAGCUUUUGUAGUUGUUGUGGUGACCUGUACCUUGCUAGCAAUGAUUGCAACAAUACCGCUCUCCCAACUUUUGUGUUUCCACAUUCUUCUUAUAAUAAAAGGAAUCAGCACAUACGAUUACAUUGUAGCUUUGCGGGAGCAGGAAGAACAGCAAGAACAUGUUGAGCAUCAGAGCCCGCAAAUGUCCAUCAUUAGCUCUGUCACGGGAUUUAGUACUACUAGCUCUGUUGGUCCGCUUCAGCGUGGGUCAUGGUGUACUCCACCAAGACUACUCCUUGAAGAUCAGUAUGUCUCUCAUCCGGACAUGCCACAGAAUUCUGUGGGCAAGAAGGCGAAGGAAGAUGAAGCAACCAAAAGAAAAUCUCCUGUAAAAAUCAGUCCCUGGACACUGGCUCGCCUUAACGCUGAGGAAGUCUCAAAGGCUGCUGCAGAGGCCAAAAAGAAAUCCAAAGUUCUUCAGCCAAUCACAAGACGUGCGGAGGUUGCUAAGCAUGACAAGAGGAGACCUGACAAAAGUAGGGUGUUCCUACCUGAACAAUCUCCUGAUAGCCGUGCAAGGACAUCUGCGAGUGGAACUGAUAGCAACUAUAGCGAUGUGGCCAUGGUAACACCUGGUAGUUUGGCCCCAUUGCAGCAUGAAGCAAGGAGUGCCUUCCAACCAAGCAUUGCAUCAUCCAUCAGGAACCUCAACCUUACUUCAUCACCAGAAAGUAGCUUGGACUCACCUGAUCUUCAUCCCUUCCGUGUCUCAAUGUCAGGGGCAGACGAACUGCGCAGCUUUAUGUCACUUGCAGCUUCAGAAUCCACUGCUCAGAAGAGCAUCGCGCUUUCAAGGUCGACAAGCGGCGGGUAUGAAGCCUCUGGAGGUGAGGAUAGCGACCGCAUACCCUCGAGGAUUGUGCACCGAUCAUCGAAUUGGACAAAUGUCAUUCUUAACUCUGGUCGGCGGGAAAUGGCAUUGGAUCUGAGGAUGCCUACAUCUGGAGGGUUCGCUGCUAACACUAGGCUGAACUAGCUGAAGAUACCAUGAGGCUUUGCCCAACUUUGAGGUACCCAAAAUACUGUAGCAACACUGUAGCGUUUCGCAACACUGUAGCGUUUCGUUUGUAUUUGUGAAUUAUUGUUCAAAUAUUUUAAUUAAGCUCAAAAGAUUCGUCUCGCAAAGUACAA
This is a messenger RNA of Setaria italica (foxtail millet), 2303 nucleotides long. RefSeq names its product probable protein S-acyltransferase 22. Gene Ontology annotation, cellular component: endoplasmic reticulum; Golgi apparatus. NCBI's taxonomy places the organism in Eukaryota, Viridiplantae, Streptophyta, Magnoliopsida, Poales, Poaceae. Gene Ontology annotation, biological process: peptidyl-L-cysteine S-palmitoylation; protein targeting to membrane. The coding region runs from base 379 to 2148 and encodes 589 amino acids. The record is from RefSeq and is a predicted model, not a curated record. The transcript has 9 exons. Gene Ontology annotation, molecular function: protein-cysteine S-palmitoyltransferase activity.